Megalops cyprinoides (Indo-Pacific tarpon) is the source of this 1265-nucleotide messenger RNA. Its product is annotated as protein FAM181B. Bases 144 to 1121 code for a protein of 325 amino acids. The transcript has a single exon. The record is from RefSeq and is a predicted model, not a curated record. NCBI's taxonomy places the organism in Eukaryota, Metazoa, Chordata, Actinopteri, Elopiformes, Megalopidae.
GUGCUGCACGAACACUGUUUAGGACCAAGGGUUUGCACGCUGCCCUGGAACAGGACAAAAAAACAAUGUUUUCUUGAAGCCCCUCUCCUUGUGGAUUGUAGCGGAUGUCAUAGGUAAGCGCACCGAAUGACACUGACUGAGCGAUGGCUGUGCAGGCUGCAUUCAUGAACUCGCAGUUCAUGAAUUUCUGUUUCCCCGGGUCCGUGGUGGAGUACGAAACGGAGAAAAGUUUUGACGGGCGCCUCCUGGGGGGGGCGGAGCGUGAAGGGGACUUCAGGGAGACCACCAGGGACCUCCUGAGCUUCAUUGACUCGGCCUCCAGCAACAUCAAGCUGGCUCUGGACAAGCCCGUGAAGUCCAAGAGGAAAGUCAACCAUCGGAAGUACCUCCAGAAGCAGAUCAAAAGGUGCACGGGCAUCAUCGCGUCCGGGAACAUGACUCCGGACCCAGCCAAGAGGCAAAGCUCCCCCCAGUUGCAGUCCGGAAGCUUCCCUGGCAAGCCAGCGCCAAAGCGCGAUGGUGUCCAGGCCAACCUGCAGAGCAAGAGCCUGGCCGCCCUGUUUGACCCCGCCAAGGACGUCAGGGGGGAGAAAACCAAGAAGCCGCCCCUGCGUCACCGAAACCUGCCCCCGUCCUUCUUCACGGAGCCUGCCAACAGCACCAAAGUCACCUCCACUUCCGGGAUGACCCUGAAGGACCUCGAGCGUGGAAACCCUGAGGCCGUUGAGUUCUUUGAGCUCCUGGGACCCGAUUACAGCAACAUGAUAGCAGACCAGGACGUCUUUCAAGGGGCGCCCAUGAGGGUCCAGCCAGAGGCAGCUCCCGAACAUGGCCCCUAUGACCCCCAUCACCUGGUCGGGGGCUUUCUUUAUGCGGAGCCCUGGAGUACUUGCACUGGCCCUUCUAAAAAAGCAGCGGUCUGCGGCUUGAGUGAAAACAUGAGGACGGUACCGGGGCAGCCUGCUUUGUACUGUAACUCAGAGUCUUCUGUUCCUUCUCCGUUAGAGGAGACUACCCCCUGUGCACUGGCCUUCCCUAACUUUUUCUCGGAUUGCUCCCUACCACAGGUCACGUACGACUUCAGCAGCGGAUACAACAGAGCCACUUUCCCGUCACUCUGAGGCUUGCUUUUCGACUACAGGCUGGGUGCUCUCGACAUUUUGUCAUUCAAGUCAGAUUUGUGAGGCAGCAAACAAAUAACAUGGUUUGUAGUCGUGGUUCACAUGCAUUUGUUUUUAUGUGCUUCAGAAUUCAAGGUCACAUUA